Molecule: messenger RNA, 1587 nt
Organism: Numida meleagris (helmeted guineafowl)
Lineage: Eukaryota; Metazoa; Chordata; Aves; Galliformes; Numididae
Gene: CREBL2
Product: cAMP responsive element binding protein like 2
Exons: 4
Coding region: 177-539 (120 amino acids)
Biological process (GO): regulation of DNA-templated transcription
Cellular component (GO): nucleus
Molecular function (GO): DNA-binding transcription factor activity
Source: RefSeq, a predicted model, not a curated record
CAAAACUACCCUUCCCAGCGCGCCCCGCUCCGUCGUGGCUCCAGCUGUAAACAAACAGCACGGAGCGCGAUGGCGGCGGCUGGGGAGCAGUGAGCGUCGGGGCUGUGGCCAUCAGCGGGGCGGGGGCAGACGGCUUCUGCGCUUUCCGUGUGGGUCUGCAGGGGCUGGCGGUGCACAUGGAUGACAGCAAGGUGGUUGGAGGCAAAGUAAAGAAACCAGGAAAGCGAGGUCGUAAACCAGCCAAAAUAGACUUGAAGGCAAAACUUGAAAGAAGUCGUCAGAGUGCAAGAGAAUGCAGAGCCAGGAAGAAGCUGAGGUACCAGUACCUGGAAGAGCUGGUUUCAAGCCGAGAGCGAGCCAUCUGUGCUCUCAGAGAAGAGCUUGAAAUGUACAAGCAGUGGUGCAUGGCAAUGGACCAAGGGAAAAUCCCCUCUGAAAUAAAAGCCUUACUAACUGGAGAGGAGCAGGGCAAAGCACAGCAGAACUCAACCAAACUCACCAAGGCUGGGAAGACAGAACCAAACAGCAGCAAUCCUUGAGUCAAAUGCAGAACCUUCUACACUACAGCAGAGAUAGCUUGGUAGCUAGCAGAAGAAUGUUGUUAUUGGAGAAGUGGAUGGAUCCCUGGGUCCAGGGUGAAGGAUGCCAGUCUGCUGUCUUCUCUUCGCUCCUCCCCACAUGAAACUCUUUGCUUGUGGUAUUCCUAAACCUUCAUGGAGUGGGGCUUCUAGGGUAAUAGGUGUUCGUGUAAGUGGAGCCUUGUUCUUCCGUUCUCAACACCUCACCCCCCAAAAUACAUCAAUAUAGCUUUUGGACAUUCCUAGUAAGGGAUGGCAGCAGCUUUUGUGUUAGAGGCAUGAGACUAGAAUUAGACUGGCUUUGUGGUCAGUAGUUAUGUGGUUGGUAACCAUUAUGGGAGUCUGAGGGGUUCUGUACAAUAAAAGCAGGAGAAAGAUCUUGUAACAGCUUUACUAAAGCUAAAUGGAAUGCUGCAAGACAAGGAAAAGGAGCCUCAUCAAGUUUUUAGCAAAAAGUUUUAUAGCAAAGUAACUUGCAACCUAAAUAAAGGUGUUGUUUUCUGCAUCAUUUAUAACACUACAUGUCUUCUUUGUUGAUGGAAUUCUUAGAGAAGUACUACAUAUAUUCCCUGCUUCUGCCCAUACUUUUGUCACAGGAUGUAUUUCUUCCCUCUUACCCUCAGUAAAAUAGUCAAAACAUCUAGCUACAUCCUCCUUAGGAUGUAGAAAAACAAAGUUGCAUCAAAGAAGAUAGAAAAACAAGUUGCAUCAGUCUGGUCUUAUCAAAACAGAGAUGAUGGCAAAAGUUUUGUGGACUGAUUUACUCACCCAAGACACUGACAGAUGACCUGUUACUUUAUUUAGACUGCACUUUCUUCUGUAUAUGCUUUUGUGCGUGUGAUGAAAUGCAAAGAGUGAGCUCCCAGGAUUUUCAGUGGGACUUCUGCUUUGCUUGUUCUCUGUUUUGUUUAUGACAGUGUCUUUCUUUGUAUUUUAUGAGAUGCAUGGAAAAAAUUUUAAUCUUAUGUUUUCUUCUUUGUUUCAUAAAAUAAAUAUUGUAAUGAAUGAC